This is a messenger RNA of Anolis sagrei ordinatus, 3579 nucleotides long. RefSeq names its product calmodulin-lysine N-methyltransferase (gene CAMKMT). The record is from RefSeq and is a predicted model, not a curated record. Gene Ontology annotation, cellular component: cytoplasm. NCBI's taxonomy places the organism in Eukaryota, Metazoa, Chordata, Lepidosauria, Squamata, Anolidae. Gene Ontology annotation, molecular function: calmodulin-lysine N-methyltransferase activity.
CAAGCCCCAGAAUGCCUCGGAACGUUCCUAGCGCCAUACCAGUUUAUCAGGCGCCUAGGUCUCGAUGGCAGUCACUCUCGCCGAGGAGGGAAGUAGCUGCUCGCUUCUCUCUUCCUCCUCAGCUUCAUUUUGAUUUGAUUCUUGGCGGGCUGAGGCGGAGGAAGGGGCGCCCUCGGCAUGACUGCAGAGCCAGCCCCGAGCAGCCUUUCCCCUUCUCCUUCUUCUCCUUCUUCGCCUGGCAGGGAAGCAGGCCAGCGGGCGGCCAGAGCCAAAGCCCGGUGGAAGCUGCUCAGACAGCUUGUAGCAGUGAAGGUUCUGAAAGAAAAACACUUGGAGAAUGUCCACCUUCAGCAAGUAUCAGUAAGGAGAUUUGCUUCAUUCAAUCUUUUCUUCAGCACGAAAGAGGACAGAAAGCUAUCUGAAGAGGACAAUGAGACUUGGGUUCAGUACAAAAGCAUCUCUUUUCCUGAGUAUAGUAUAUCUUUAAGAUGGAACAAUGGACUAUUAAAUGUUGAAGAUAUUCUGGAAAGUUUUGACAACACAGGGAAUGUUUGUAUCUGGCCUUCAGAAGAAGUCCUAGCAUACUACUGCCUCAAGCAACAUGAAAAGUUCAGGGGCCUUGCUGUGUGUGAGCUAGGGGGUGGCAUGACAUGCUUGGCUGGGCUUAUGGUUGCUAUUUCUGCAGAUGUCAAAGAAGUUCUGUUAACUGAUGGAAAUGAAAAGGCCAUCAAAAAUGUAAGUGAUAUUAUCAGAAGAAACGAAAAGGCGGGAGUGUUCAGAGCCAAAGCAGUUUCAAGCUGCGUUUUACGAUGGGAUAAUGAGACAGAUGUCUCUCAACUGGAAGGACAUUUUGACAUUGUUAUGUGUGCUGACUGCCUGUUUCUGGACCAGUACAGAGCUAGCCUUGUGGAUGCAAUAAAGAGAUUACUCCAGCCCAGUGGUAAAGCAAUGAUAUUUGCUCCGCUCAGAGGGAAUACUUUAAACCAGUUCUGCAAUCUAGCUGAAAAAGCUGGUUUCUCUAUCCAAAGACAUGAAAAUUAUGAUGAACACAUUUCAAACUUCCACUCCAAGAUGAAAAAAGAAGAAAAAGAUAUUUAUGAUGAGAACCUUCACUAUCCAUUUCUUCUCAUUUUAACAAAAUAGAAAAUACAGUGGGUGUAUUUCGAUUACAAUGGGAGUAAUAGAUCCACAUGAAUGUGCCGUUUGAAGAAUAAUCAAAGUGGUCAAAAGUUAUCUUCCGUUCUUGAGAAACUAAAAACCUUAGCUGUAUAUAUAGUAGUAGAUCAUUUUUCAAAGUUUUGUAUUGGUCAGUCUGAUAAGACCUAAAGCCUGAACAGCUCAGUUUCUCUCCCCUUGUGGCUGUCAUCACGCACACGAUUUCUUCAUCCUGACCAAAAAAAAACGGCUCCUUCAAGUACAUUGGAAAGCAUAUGCUCUGUGGCUGUGUUUGACCGGCUGUAAAACGCUAAAGGAUUUAUUGUAGCCCCAGUGAAUGAGGAAGGAGAUAUUGAUAAUUGAUGGGCAUUCAUAUUCUAUAUGCACCUCGUGCUAUAUUUUGAUUUCUUUCUCCUUCCUGUCCUUCAUGCUAUUCUUGAGAAUUUGCCUUAUGGGUUUUCCUCCCUUUGUCAGAGCAAAAUGUUUCAAACUUGCUUUGCUUGAUUACUUAAUGUUUUUUGACAACAGGAUUUUUUUUUGUCCAUUCCCGGUAGAUGUAUAAGAAAUUACUGCCUCAAACCAAAAGCCUAAUAAACUGACCAUUUGUCCUCUGGACACAAUGCGUUGGCCAGCCCUCUGCUCCUCCUCUCCAAUUAUGUGUGAUUAGUCUCAGUGUGUUGUGUCAAGAAGGGGGAGUGUGCGGAGUACUUAUUAUCUGUUUAGGUACAAGGAGAGUGCUCUGGCUAUGAAUGAAAAGUGAGCCUUUAUCAGGACUGAAAUCUAACUGCAACUGUUCCACAGACCUCUUGUUAAAAAUAGAUCACGUCAGAGAAACUCCGAAUGCUAUAGCAACCGUGAGUUUUCCUCCCAUUCAAGCCCCCAUGCCAUCCCAAAAAUGCAUCCAAACAUCUUUAAAAGUCAGUCGAAUUCACACAUUUGCUUCACAUUUCAAUCCCCCCAAAACAAUCCCUGCCUUUCAAAAAUAACAUUGUGUGUAUUUGUUUUCUUACAGGUUAAGGGUGUAUUUUCUUUUUAAGGGUCACAUUAAAAACUCUCUGCUGAAUUUUGUAACUGAUUUCCAAGUGCUUCCCCUGAUUAAAAAAAGAAAAAAAAAAGGAAUCCUGGCCAUAACAAUCGAAAAUACAGCUUAUUUACUAUGCAGUUAGUGGCUGAAAUACAUAAAAAUAAUUACCUUUGGUUUGCUGCCUUUCCUCUCCGGUUUAACAAAUUGAGUUGUACACAAAAGUCUUGUUCCCUUUCCUGCUCUCCUCCAAUGCGUUUCUUCACCACCAGUUUGCAUGUCCUUGUAUUCAACACUUUUUAUGCUCCAUUAGAGCACCUAUAUGGAUCUCAGAAGGCACAGGUCAAGUCGCAGUUAGAUCAUACAUGUCUUUCUCACAAAAACCUGAAUUGCAAUGCCAAGUGAUGGGCUAACAUCACAAUAACAGCAAUUUAUUCCUCUUUUGAUAAAACAGCAGUCUAUUCUCAGUGUUGGAUAAAGACCAGGGGCAAUGCAAACCAGCCAUUUAUCCUAGUAUUUCAGUGGUAGAUCUCCUUUUAUGGAUUUUAUGGAUUUCACAUUGAGACUCUUAACUGCAUGGAAUUUCUGCGAAGAAAUGAUAAGAAUUUAAAGAUGGCUGGGGUUUGUCAGAGAAAGAACUUGCCUUCAAUCUGUAUGUGUGUCCUGUAGGUACAUAUACCAAUCACAUACAUUGUUGAGAUGAAAUCACAUAAUAGAGGGGGUACAAAAAAUAAAAUCAGCCAAAAUAUAUGCCUACAAAAACGCUUCAGAAUAGAGUUAGCUGAUAAACUUGCCAACUUUUUAUCUAAUGACCCUGGAAAUUAUUGCACCAUUCUUUCCCCCCCUCUGAGGAGAUAACAAGUAUAUCAAAAUGAACAACUAAUUAUUGUUGUUUGUUUCUCUUCUGUGCCUGUCAUGUCAGUACAAGCUGGUGUCUCAAAUGCAGCCUAUUAUCCUGUAAGGGUUUAAUUGAAGGGGUCUUAAGAACACGAUCCUGCAAACAUUUAUGCACUGAGGCUGAAUGGUGAAGUUAAAUUACUCAUGCAUAUAAUUGAUGAAAGGACUGGGAGCCAUAGACUGUAACAUUUGCUGUUUAGUAUCAUUGUAUAAUGUCAACAUUUUGCUUUAGUCCUUUUCGAUCUCUACUGUAAAAAAGAAAAUCAGAGGGGUGGUCUUUUUCUAACAUGUGCUUUAUAAUGGGAUGUGCCUUCUGAUUUAUUUAUUUAUUUUACAUUAGAUUAACUAAGCAUAUAUUCUGUUAUUGAAAAACAUUUAACUGUGUUUCUUCUCUGAAAUAUGUUAAUCAACUUUUUUAAAAGUUUGACGUUUUCAAAGUCUAUCUGUAUGCAAUGAUGUUCUCGUGUCAAAAAAUAAUCUUUAUUAAAAGCAGACGCGAUGAUAAA